Messenger RNA from Thamnophis sirtalis, 3765 nucleotides. Lineage: Eukaryota; Metazoa; Chordata; Lepidosauria; Squamata; Natricidae. The record is from RefSeq and is a predicted model, not a curated record.
GAAUUUUCUGGUUUGCCGAUAAUCCCCAGCCUCCCCUCCGAACCAGAAACUCCAAUGCACCAGGUGGAUUUGGAGCUGGCAAAAAAAAGGUUUGGCUUCCUGAUGUCUCCUGAGAAGGGAGCCGAAGAGUUUCUGUCGGGCAUGAAUUACGGUCAAGUUGAGGUGUGAGAGAAACGAUGGAAGAGGAAGAAAAUGAAGGCAAAAUGGGAAGAAGAAAAACAAUACUGUAGUUUUCUCUAUUAGGGUUUAAUCCUACUGUGGGCUAAGGGAGGAUUAGAAGAAUAGGGAAAGAAAUGCAAACAGUUUGAGAGGUAGAAGUUGGAAAAACCCACACAUAAAUUGGAGGAUGCUUAAAUAUUUGGAAUUACAUAACACUGACUCAGGUUUCCCAAAUCUGGCACUGUCCAGAUACACUGAGAUUAAAAUUUGCUGGAUUCCUAGCCAGCAAUGCUAAAUAAAUCAUGCAACAUCUUAAAACCACUAAUGGGUUGGAUCAAUAUUUAGCUUGAAAAUGUUGCCAAGAAAGAAAUGGCAGAUUUUGAACUUCCAGUGGAGCAGAAUAGUGAAGAAACCUUGGAGCCAAAUAUUGCCGGUGUAGGAACUCUGCCAGAAUUUAACCAAGAAAAUGUCCCUGAGUUCUUCUACAGGGACCCCAUUAGUGCUCAGUUCCAACCAAACCCAGAAAUUACUGGGGCCUCACUGGGGCCUCAAGAGUCCAUGACUUGCCAAGACUUGUCUACUGCUGAGAGCCAACAUGUGGAGGUGGAAGAUCUAGGAGACCGUUUCCAGCAAUGCAUUGAAGCAGUCGAACAACUAGAGGAGGAGAGGGACUGUCUCAUUAAGGAACUCACUCUCUUACGCCAGCCGGCUCUCAAGGAACUCCAACGGGCCCAUGAAGAGAUUCUGGAAGCCUACAGGCUCCAUGCCAAAGUAGAGCUGGAGAAGGAUAACCUGUGGGAUGAGGUUCGACAGGUGAAGCAGAAGCUAUUUAGGGUGACGCGGGAAUGCGUGGCCUGCCAGUAUCAGCUGGAAACCAGGAGGUACGAAGUCACUCAGCACGUGGACUACCGAAAAGAACUGGAAAACAGAGUCAGCCAGCUCUCAGAAGAACUGUCCCAGUUGAGAGAGACUUGUGAGGAAGAGAAGGAACAUUUUAGGCAGAGGCUGAAGACUCCACGGCAUGAGAGGAGCAGCCGUCACCUCCAAGAGAGCCGGCGGCUUUCCAUGGAAUUUGAGAGUUUUGUACUGGAGAACCGUCAGUGCUUGGAGGAGCAUUACGAACCGAAGCUGAUGCGCCUCUUGGAAAGGAGAGAAGCCAGCAGCAAAGCCUUGCAAACGACACAGAGUGAAAUCCACAGACUGAAGGAGACCCUGAGGCCUCUGCAGGGAGAAGUCAGCAAGUUGCUACUGCAAAACAGGAACCUGGAGGAACAGAUUUUGCUGAUAAAGCAAAAGCGCGAUGAAGAGGUCCUGCAAUACAAGGAGCAAGUGGAGGAGAUGGAAAACAGAAUGAGGGAACUGAAGACUGGAGUUCAACUUCAGCAACGAAAGAACCAAGAAUUGGAAGAACUGAAAGCCAGUUUACAUCAAGAACUGUCCAUUUACAAAGGCUGCUUAGAAAUGUACGGGCAACUCUGCAAAUCGGAAGUGAAGGAAGAUGAAGACUGAAUCCUAUGCAGAGCCAUCUUUCCCUCUGCUUACCAAUAUGGACUCCAUCCAACUAAUACUGGUAGCAACCAAUAAGCAAGAUUUCUAGAAUGAGAGUGCAUUUUUACUGUCAAAAAGGAUUAUGAUUUUUGAGAUGUGGCCAUUAUGACAGAUUUGAUGUUAACAGACUAGAUAAGCAUUAUCAACAACUGUAAAAAAAUACUCACAUGACAUGUCAAAAACUUUGUGUCAAUAUUUAACUUUCUGUAUAAAACUUGCUUAUGAAUAGUGAAGGAAACUUUUCAUAUAAGAACUGCUUUCCUAUAGGGGUUUUUCAAUCUAUGACAUUCGAUCAGCAACCAUUCCAAUGGUAUCAACCAUUAUGACACCACCUGAAUGGUAGUUACGACCAGUCAUUGGACUGCUGGCUGUCCCAGCAGCCCCACAAUCACAGGAUUGCAACUUGGGUGAUUGGCAAACUUAUCUGCACUUACAACCAAUUGCUAAGGACACCAUGAUCACCAUUUGCAACCAACCUUGUACACUUCUCCAGAAAAGUCAACAAGGAGGCUAGCAGGAAAAGUUUAUAUAAGACAAUUUAUAUGGACGCCCACCCACUCAGUGAUUCUGAGGAGCAUAAAAAAAAUAAAAACCAAAAUCAUAAGUUUUAAGGCUCUCCAACUCACAGGGCACCUCUCACACACCCUCACUGUGCCCCCUCAUCCCCAGCCCACAGUGGGUCACCUGCCUGCAAGCCUGGGACUGGCAACUUCCCCCAGAUUUUGAUUGUAGGAACCUGGCAGGAAAUUGUCUGCCCUAACACCAGGUGACAGCAACCAGGACUGCAGGAAUUGCUGCUGCUAAGUGGUGUGGAACAGAACUACUAAGAACAGAACUAUUGCAAAAAAGCUGCAUAAGCACAACCAAACAGCUUCCAACAUUAGGACCAUCUUGAUUUAGUCAGUAACACAUAAUUACUCAAUUUUUAUUCCCAAUGGCUAAGAACAAUUAACUUCAGCUAUGUGAAUAGUCACUUAGCAACCAUUCAGUUACAUGACUCUCCCCCCCCCCCAAAAAAAAGCUACUUACCUUUUUCUUCCCCUGAACCCACACCCUGCAUCCCAGCAUCACACACUCAUUUUGGGUGCUUUGCAACCAGGCUCACCUUUAUAAUUGUUUGCAGCAUCCACAGUCACAUGAAAAUAAUUUGUGACACUUUUUAUUUCUGGCAGAAAAUACAUAUUGGGGAAAAUAGAUUUGUUUAAUGUCCAUGGAAUUCACUUAAUAACCACAAAAAUUUCCAAAAAAUUGGGUCCAAUCACGUGAUGCCUCAAUUUGUGACCAGAAUGAUUUAGGGUUGUAGUUCCAGGCUCAAUUAUGAUAGUAACUCAAGGAGUAUCUCUAGCUCCUAAGAAACCUAAAAGACAAACUUUUCAAUAAUAUAUAAUUUGGUAAAAAAUCUAUGCAUGUUCAAAUGAAGAAAAAAAGACGUCACAUUUUACAUUAAAAAAUGAAUUUAUUUAACUUGAAGUUUUUUACAGGGUUCAUGAAGUUACACUGGCUGCUGGUGAAACAGUUAAAUCCACACAGCAAAUAUUCAGAGGCAAACUGAACUAGUUUCAUCAUUUUGUAUUAUGUAUAUCUGCUACCAGUGUUCAAUUCCAGAAAGCUGGGCAUGAGGUCUGCGAUCUAUCACUCAGCUGAGACACCUUUUACAACUUGGUCUCCCAAGUUAAAACAUAAAAACAAUUAACCAGAAAUGAAAGAUAAAACACAUUUCAAGAAAGAUACAGAGACAGCUAAGCAAUGUGCAGAUAUAUAGGCUAUCACCAUAUUACAUUCUUAUGCUAACAUCCUAAGAUGCCUUAUUGGAAAAUGAUAGACGGAACAAGAUGCUACAGAGAAACCUAGGAAGAAAGUCUCACUGACAGCAGCUAGAGGUAAGAAUGAGAAGUGAUGAGCCUGCAUUGGAUUUACCUACGGCAAGAACUUGAUGAGUAGAGAACAAAAGUAACCCCAAUUCUUUUAUUGGAGGGCACCAAAAGUAUUUAUAAGAGAAUCCCCUCUGCAACUUGUACUGCAACAGUUAGAGCAUACCUUGUAUUGUUGUUUAAAAAU